Molecule: messenger RNA, 1740 nt
Organism: Diversispora eburnea
Lineage: Eukaryota; Fungi; Glomeromycota; Glomeromycetes; Diversisporales; Diversisporaceae
Source: the annotation of a GenBank genome assembly
AUGGAGAGACUUGACGAAGAAAGUGCCGAUCUAGAUUUUUUAGAAGAAAAUCUAAGGAAAACUGAAGCUUUAACCGAAAAAAUGACUAGCAUGUUGAAUGUAUUUGAUGAUAGAUUAGUGAGAUUAGAAGCAUCGAUAUUACCAAUUCAUAAAUCAACACAGACAUUAUCAAAGCUGGUGGAUAACAUUGAUAAAACACGCGGUGGCGUUCUUGAAAUUAUUGGAUAUUUUGAACUUGUCGAACGUGAAGAAAUGACAAUAAAAAGAGGACCAAAUGAAAAUGAUUUGGAACCUUACUUAAAUUCUAUUAAUAAAUGUAAUAAAGCUAUGGAGAUUUUGGGUUCGAUGAGAUUAAAAAGUAGUGAAAAAGUCUUGGCUGCGAUAUUACAAUUGGAAGAUAUCUUUCGUCAAUGGCUAAUUAGUCGAAGUACCCCGAUUGAACCGUUGGCUUAUAUUGCAAAAAGUACAGAAAUUCCUGGUAUCCCAUCAGGUCCCUUAAAAAAUCUUGCGACAUUAUCUUCUUACCUUGCAACAUAUAGUCCAGAACUCGGUUAUAGUAGUGAUUUUGUUAAAGCUUAUAUUGAUGUUAGGUCAAAUUAUCUUGUAAAAUCAUUAACUUUGUUGGGUCAAGCUUCAAUUAGUACUGCUGAAAAAAGAAGUACUCCAGUAUAUGAAAAAGGUACAUGUGGCUUUAAUUCUUACACGGAUUCUUUAUUAAAAAUGUUUAAGAAAGAAUAUGAAGUGGCGGAAAGUAUCCUUACACAUGAUAAUGUGGCUGCAGGAUUUCGAGGAGCAAUUCAACAAUCUUUUGAUAAUUUUGUUGAAAUUGGUAAAACAUUAAAUAAUCGAGUUAAAAAGAAUAUGCAAACAGACGUAUUUCUUGCAUUUGAUAUGAUGGAAUCUUUAAAUAAAAAUGUGGUAGCAUUCGAAGAAAUUUUUAGACUUGCAGGUAAAAAGGAUUCUUCAUACGCAGACCUUUUGCAUUCUUUAAGAGCUGUUGCUUUACGUUCUUUUCCAGAGUUUUUGGAUGAAAUAAAGAGUCAUCGCACAAAAACUUCUGGUCUUCCUAAUGAUGUAACUGUACACGAAUUGACAAUUACAACAUUACAACAAUUGAAACGUUUGACCGAUUAUCCAGAAACGGUCGAAUCAACGUUGUUAACUUUGGGAGAUGGAAAUUGGAAUGUUUCAGAGAAAGAUCCUCUUUCUUCUCGUGAUAAAGGUGGACGGGGUGCAUCUGGAAAUAUUAUAAUGAAACAUUACUUUGCAAAAACGUACAAGAAACCUGCAUUGACAUCAAUAUUUUUACUUAAUAAUUAUCAUUAUAUAUUAAAAUCGAUAAGAUCCCAAUUUUUAUCAGUUUUGGAUUCGGAAAUUGAGUUCAAACAUGAUAAAUUGGUGAAGAAAUAUAAUGAUGCAUAUCAAGAUUCAUGGAAAUCUUGUUUUGGCUUUCUUUUAGAUUAUACAUACGUGCGUGGAGGUACUUUUAAGACUAAUAAUGAUAAACAAACUGUUAAAGAAAAAUUUAAGAACUUCAACACUGAAUUUGAUGAAUUAUACAAAGUUCACAAAGGAUACGCCAUACCAGAUCUUGAACUUCGAACUCAAGUUAUAAAAGACAUAAGGGAUGUUUUAAUACCAAUGUAUAAUCGUUUCUUAGAAAAACCUGAAGUCUGGAGAAUUGUUCGUUGUGGUUUUAAAAUUGCAAAACCGAAAUGGUGUAAUGCUGACGACUUAUAG